Molecule: messenger RNA, 441 nt
Organism: Fusarium sp. VM40
Lineage: Eukaryota; Fungi; Ascomycota; Sordariomycetes; Hypocreales; Nectriaceae
Source: the annotation of a GenBank genome assembly
AUGUCUUCAGUUAAGCUCUAUCCUCCCAACAAAAACAUCGUCACCUCAAGUCCUCUCCCUCAACUCCUACAAACACCUUCAGGUCUAGCUCUUCUAGAGCUACAAGGAACAAUCAACUUACCUCACGAUGCCAAUGGCGAAGCAUUGAGCGACGUAGGUAUCGGAAGACUUGAUUUUCCAGAUUAUAAUCCAGACGCUGAAGGCUCAGCGUGGAUGAAGGAAGUCCAUCUGUACGUGGGCCAACAUCAGCGCCUCACUGGUGAAGUCAAGAAGCUCCCAAAGGCAAUGGCUGUGGUACGGAGGAGAGAAAACAAAGUGAUCUCUGGAUCCGGAGGAGAAACAGAAGAGCAGGGCGAGAAUCUCGAGGUGGUUGAGAUUGUCAAGUACAAACUCAUGUUCUCCAACCGGCCUGAGCCUGUUGGAACAGCCAAUGCGUCUUGA